Molecule: messenger RNA, 237 nt
Organism: Trichobilharzia regenti
Lineage: Eukaryota; Metazoa; Platyhelminthes; Trematoda; Strigeidida; Schistosomatidae
Source: the annotation of a GenBank genome assembly
AUGGCAUUAGACUCCCAAACUACAAAAGAAAUUAAAGAUGAUUGGGGAAAUCUAAACUUCCUUAAUCAUUUUGACUCCUCCUGCCGAGUUAAGUUAUCUCAACUGGACAGCAAAGUAACUAAUGCUGAGAAGCAUGUUGACCUACUUGAAGCUCAAGUCCAAAGAAUUCUUCGUCAACAAGCACAUCAGCAUCAAGCUCUGUCAUCGACUCAACAGUCAUCGGCUGCUAACGAAUAA